Messenger RNA from Pogona vitticeps (central bearded dragon), 2593 nucleotides. The record is from RefSeq and is a predicted model, not a curated record. Lineage: Eukaryota; Metazoa; Chordata; Lepidosauria; Squamata; Agamidae.
CCAAUUUCUGCACAUCACAGUGGACCAAACAUUCAAUGUGGCAAAGCAAGGAGAACUGAAAAAAAUAAAAAUUAAUCUCUAUCAGUAGGCAAAAGGUGAAAGUCAGAAGCUUUACAUUUGGACCAGAACCUGAAGAGAGAGGCAGCAGUUUUGAACCAUGGAAGAUUGCUUCAGGAAAAUACAAGGUCUGUAUUUUUUGCUCUUGUUCACUGUGUCUGGAGUAUUCUGUGUCUCCAUCCGUUAUUCUGUGCCUGAAGAGAAGAAAACUGGGUCUUUGGUGGCUAAUGUAUUGAAGGAUUUGCAACUGGGAUUAGGGGAGUUGACUGUUCGGAAAGCCCAGCUUGUUUGUAAAAGCAAUAAGCAAUAUUUCCACCUUGAUACUCGCUCUGGGGAUCUCUUAAUAAAUGAAAAAAUAGACCGAGAAGUAUUAUGUGGCCAGAGUCAGCAAUGCUUAGUAUUGUCUGAAAUUGUGCUUCAAAAUCCCUUAAAAAUUUACAGUAUUGAAAUGAAAAUAGAAGAUGUGAAUGACAAUGCUCCCAAAUUCUCUAAAAAUGAACUUCAGCUGCAAAUGCCUGAGAAUGUUCCCAUUAAUUCUCAAUUCCCCAUGGAAUCUGCAAAAGAUCAGGACCUGGGAGAAAACAGCAUUCAAAACUAUACACUCAGUCCCAAUGAGCACUUUCACUUGAUUGUAGAAAGCAAUAUAGAUGGAAGAAAGUAUGUGAAUCUCAUUCUGGAGAAACCACUAGAUAGGGAGAAGGAGUCACACUUUAGACUGAUACUUCAAGCUAUUGAUGGAGGGGUGCCCCAGAGAACAGGAACACUUCAAAUAAAGAUUAACGCCCUGGAUGUCAAUGAUAAUUCUCCUCAGUUCUCUCAGGCUCAAUAUAAAGUAAAAUUAAAAGAAAACAGCCUCCAGGGUACUCUGGUCUCGAAAGUUGAAGCUAGAGAUUUAGAUUUGGGUUCAAAUGCAGAUAUCACUUAUUCUUUUAAUCAAGUCCCUGAAAAUAUAUACAACUUAUUCAAUUUAAAUGAAAGGACUGGCGAAAUAACAGUUUUGGGGCAGAUUGAUUAUGAAAAAGAAAACAGUUAUGAAAUGAACAUCAAAGCAACAGAUGGAGGAGAUCUUUCAGGGCACUGCAAUGUCCUGGUGGAGGUUGAGGAUGUGAAUGACAAUCCCCCAGAAGUGACCAUCAUUUCCGUCAAUAGUCCUAUACCGGAGGAUUCUCCCCUGGAAACACUUGUAGCUCUCAUCAGUAUCAGGGACCAGGAUACUGGAGACAAUGGCAGAACUGUCUGUUCAUUAGCCAUCAAUCUGCCCUUUGUGUUAAAAGCAACAGUGAAUGACUAUUAUCAGCUUGUGAUUCAAAGUCCUCUGGACAGAGAGAAGGUUAGAGAAUAUAAUGUCACCAUCACUGCCACGGAUAGGGGCUCCCCAAGGCUCACUUCUACAAGAAUAAUUAAUAUUCAAAUCUCAGAUGUAAAUGACAAUCCACCAGUAUUUGAAAAGACUUUAUAUGAAAUGCAGAUAUGGGAAAAUAAUAUUCCAGGUCUACUGAUUGGCACAAUCCAUGCUGUUGAUCGGGACACAGAUAAGAAUGCUAAAGUGAGCUAUCAUCUUUUGCCUUGGAAGACUGAUGGCAUCCUUCUGAGUUCUUACAUCUCAGUCAACUCAGAAACUGGAAAUUUGUAUGCUCUCAGAUCUCUGGAUUAUGAACAGAUCAAAGACUUCCAAGUCACAGUGAGGGCGAUGGACGGUGGGACUCCUCCACUGAGUGCAGAAGUGAUUGUCAAAGUCUCCGUCCUGGAUGAAAAUGACAAUGCUCCUUUCUUCCUGUACCCCCUUCAGAACAGCACAAGCCCCUGCAAUGAGCUACUUCCCAAGACAGCAGAGGCUGGUUACUUGGUGACCAAAGUGGUGGCCGUGGAUGGAGAUUCUGGCCAGAACUCCUGGCUCUCCUAUGAACUGCUGAAAGCCACCGACCCCACUCUUUUCAGCAUAGGAGCCCAGAAUGGAGAGGUGAAAACCAGGAGGCCCCUGAGUGAGCGAGACGGAAGCAAACAGAGACUUAUCAUCCUAGUUAAAGACAAUGGGGUUCCUCCACAAACCAGCACUGCAAUGCUCCACAUCCUUCCAGUGGAUGGGUUUUCUGAUCCUUAUAUGAAGAUGGUGGAUGUCAGGCAACAAGAUCCAGAAGAAGAGGAGGAAACCUUAACAAUGUAUUUGGUGAUCUGCUUGGCUGCAGUCUCAGCUCUAUUUUUAAUAUCUGUUGUUUCUUUUGUUGUUAUCAAAAUCUACAAGAAAGGCACCAGGGAAUGUUUCGUGGCUGCACCUCCCCAUUUCCCUCCUACUCGACCUGAUAUUCCAGAAGGCUGUUCCGAUUCUCAGAGUGGGUCCCUUUCCAGGAAUUAUCACUAUGAUGUUUGUUUAACCGGUGGAUCAUUAAGCAGUGAGUUCCGAUUCCUCCGGCCAUUCAUACCUGUUUUUUCUAUGGGAGAACCAAUCAUCCCUGUGAACCCCAAGACCUCUUCUGGUUCCGAAAACCUUCAGGAACAUUUGGAAAUCAGUCAGUCAGUGGAACAGGUGAGAGACUAA